AUGCUGCAGGGCUGCGUGGGCGGGGCCGGCGUGGCCGUGGCCGUGGGGCUGUCCCUGCUGCUGGCGGCGGCGGCCGGCGGGGCGGCCUGCGUCUGGCGCUGGAGGCACCGGGGCCGGCCGUCCCUGGCGCUGCCCGGCUUCCUGCGGCGGCAGCACCGGCGGGGGGACUACUCUCAGACGCUCUCCGCGGGCCGCCCCGGCGGCGGCGCCAAGGCUCCCGGCCCGCACCCCCAGGACCCCCAGGACCCCCAGGACCACUACGAGAACCUGCCUGCGGGCGGCCGUGGGCCAGGGCUGUACGAGAACGCGGGCCGGGCCGCCUGCGAGGAGCACGUCUACGGGAACCAGGCCUCGGGCGACUAUUACAACUUCCACGCGCCCGGCACACCUGCCAGCCCGCAGGACGAGGACAUCUACAUCCUCCCCGACGCGUACUGA
Messenger RNA from Pipistrellus nathusii (Nathusius's pipistrelle), 438 nucleotides. NCBI's taxonomy places the organism in Eukaryota, Metazoa, Chordata, Mammalia, Chiroptera, Vespertilionidae. The record is from the annotation of a GenBank genome assembly.